Messenger RNA from Coregonus sp. 'balchen', 20861 nucleotides. The record is from the annotation of a GenBank genome assembly. Lineage: Eukaryota; Metazoa; Chordata; Actinopteri; Salmoniformes; Salmonidae.
AUGGAGAAGAGAACAGCGCCCUCGUCGAGCAGCAUCAUACAGUACUAUACCGUGACAGACCGACUGCAACUGGGACAGCAAAGUGUGUCGUUCUUCAACUUCUAUUGACGGAAGAAAAAAAGCUUUUUUUGUGUGUCCUUUGACGGACGUGAUGAGCGGCAGGGUUGGCGACCUCAGCCCGAAGCAGGCUGGUGCAUUGGAAGAGGUGAAUAUCUGUAUUGUAGGCUACGUUUCUGUAUAUGUGUGGCAAUUGUUUGUGUUUGUCGAUGUGACUGACAAUCGUCGACGCUGUUGAGAAAAGUAACAUCUGGAACCUUCAUAUCUUUCCCACCAAGGCAAGCCUGUUUACAGAUUGUUGGCUGCAGUCCUCGUGCAAGGUUAUCUGUAGAAAACAUAUGGCUACAGUUAAUUGUAACUACCAAUAGAAUAUUAUUUCAUCAUGUCGUUCUCCCUGGAGUUUCUCUGUAAGGGCGUUUUCACACACAGUUCUGAGCUAUAGGCCUAGUUUUUAAUUUGGUUUCACAUUGGCAAACGUCAAACUAAAAUGCCUAAAGAAAAACCACGUGUUCGUGCAAGUCAUUUGUUUAUUGGAGAAGAAUGCUCACGUUAAAUCAAUCUAUGAUGAUCAAAAAGCGUAACUGCUGUGUCCCAAACUUCAUAUUACUUUUACCUUGGUCUUCCAACAACAUGCAGGAGAAACAGCGCAAAAGCUGCUCCAACUGCGACGUGAAUAGGCUAUAAUUCCCGACCCUAAUCUGCAUCGCCUGCGCACGUAAAUGCGCUGCUACUCACAGAGAUAUCAAAUUACUGUUGGGAGUGUAGGCGAGAGCACCGAGGUCAAAUUAGUUUCAUAUUGGAUAUUCGAUUUUCUGUCGCCAAUAGCUAUUGAACCAACCAUGCCAUGACUAUGAACAUAUCUGAGAAUACUCUCUAGUGGACUUAUUAUUAUGAUUUAUAACCUAUGAUUGAAAAGAGGCAUUUCCCUCAGAAGUCACACUAUUGAAUUUAUUUUGACCUAUGCGCUUUGUUUAAUGUGUAAGAAUAGAUUAACUUCCACACAGACUUUGAGGUGGCUUGCAUGUGAUUUUAGACAAGUGUCAGUGAUUUUCUUAUAACAAUUAAUUUCAUAUAAUGUGCUUUCAUUCAUUUCUACAACUAAACACUUGUCCAUCACUAACACACCUUUGGCCUCUCUCUCUCUCUCUCUCUCUCUCUCUCUCUCUCUCUCACUGCCACCCCAUUUCAUCCUUGGGCAGUUUCGAGAGAGGAUUCAGGACGUUCUUCCUCUACUUCCUGCUCAUCAUGACCACUUCCUGUUGCGCUGGCUCAGAGGUGAGGCAAACUAAAGUUGGUGGGAGACUGAGGCUAACUAUAACCGCCUGUAUCUUCAUCAUGGCAUGGUGGUAAGCUUGGAGUUGGAAUAAUAUAAUAUUCUGCUAUGUGAGCUGUAAGGCUGUUAAUAAGACCAUGCUUGGCUAUGGACAAACUCUCAGGUCUAGCUGGGUUACUGGGAUAGGCUACUGAAGAGGUCACAUUGAUGGUCACAUUGAACACGCAGGCACAGAGAUUGUAUUUUCAACGGAACAAUUUAUGCAGUGGAAACCUGUAUUUCUCCAUAGUUUUGCAACACAGAAGUAACCAACAGCUUUUCAAAUAGUAACCGACCUUUAGGGAACUUACAACACUUGCAUACGGUAAAUGCCUUCAGUUGUCGGUUGGGGGUUGGGGGGAAGAUUUAGAGAAAGAGAGAAACAAUUUAGAAACCAAGCUGUUUAGCUUGGACAUGGAUGUUGUUAGAGUGGUCUGUAGUCGAGUGACAGGUUGUAGUAACACAGAUAGUGACAGGUUGUAGCAACACAGAGAGUGACAGGUUAUAGUAACACAGAGAGUGACAGGUUAUAGCAACACAGAGAGUGACAGGUUGUAGUAACACAGAGAGUGACAGGUUGUAGCAACACAGAGAGGGACAGGUUGUAGUAACACAGAGAGUGACAGGUUAUAGCAACACAGAGAGUGACAGGUUGUAGCAACACAGAGAGUGACAGGUUAUAGCAACACAGAGAGUGACAGGUUGUAGCAACGCAGAGAGUGACAGGUUGUAGUAACGCAGAGAGUGACAGGUUGUAGCAACACAGAUAGUGACAGGUUGUAGCAACACAGAUAGUGACAGGUUGUAGCAACACAGAGAGUGACAGGUUGUAGCAACACAGAGAGUGACAGGUUGUAGUAACACAGAGUGACAGGUUGUAGCAACACAGAGAGUGACAGGUUAUAGCAACACAGAGAGUGACAGGUUAUAGCAACACAGAGAGUGACCUGGUUAUAGCAACACAGAGAGUGACAGGUUGUAGCAACACAGAUAGUGACAGGUUGUAGCAACACAGAGAGUGACAGGUUGUAGCAACACAGAGAGUGACAGGUUGUAGUAACACAGAGUGACAGGUUGUAGCAACACAGAGAGUGACAGGUUGUAGUAACACAGAGAGGGACAGGUUGUAGCAACACAGAGAGUGACAGGUUGUAGUAACACAGAGAGUGACAGGUUAUAGCAACACAGAGAGUGACAGGUUAUAGCAACACAGAGAGUGACAGGUUGUAGCAACACAGAGAGUGACAGGUUAUAGUAACACAGAGAGUGACAGGUUAUAGCAACACAGAGAGUGACAGGUUAUAGUAACACAGAGAGUGACAGGUUAGAGCAACACAGAGAGUGACAGGUUGUAGCAACACAGAGAGUGACAGGUUGUAGCAACACAGAGAGUGACAGGUUGUAGCAACACAGAGAGUGACAGGUUGUAGCAACACAGAGAGUGACAGGUUGUAGCAACACAGAGAGUGACAGGUUGUAGCAACACAGAGAGUGACAGGUUGUAGCAACACAGAGAGUGACAGGUUGUAGCAACACAGAGAGUGACAGGUUGUAGCAACCCAGAGAGGGACAGGUUGUAGUAACACAGAGAGGGACAGGUUGUAGCAACACAGAGAGGGACAGGUUUGUAACACAGAGAGUGACAGGUUUAGUAACACAGAGAGGGACAGGUUGUAGCAACACAGAGAGUGACAGGUUAUAGCCAGGACACACAGAGAGUGACAGGUUAUAGCAACACAGAGAGGUGAAGGUUGUAGUAAACACAGAGAGUGACAGGUUGUAGCAACACAGAGAGGGAAGGGUUGUAGUAACACAGAGAGGGACAGGUUGUAGCAACACAGAGAGUGACAGGUUGUAGUAACACAGAGAGGGACAGGUUGUAGCAACGCAGAGAGUGACAGGUUGUAGUAACACAGAGAGGGAAAGGUUGUAGUAACACAGAGAGGGACAGGUUGUAGUAACACAGAGAGGGACAGGUUAUAGUAACACAGAGAGGGACAGGUUGUAGCAACACAGAGAGUGACAGGUUAUAGCAACACAGAGAGUGACAGGUUAUAGCAACACAGAUAGUGACAGGUUGUAGCAACACAGAGAGGGACAGGUUGUAGUAACACAGAGAGUGACAGGUUGUAGUAACACAGAGAGGGACAGGUUGUAGCAACACAGAGAGGGACAGGUUAUAGCAACACAGAUAGUGACAGGUUGUAGCAACACAGAUAGUGACAGGUUGUAGCAACACAGAGAGUGACAGGUUGUAGCAACACAGAGAGUGACAGGUUGUAGUAACACAGAGUGACAGGUUGUAGCAACACAGAGAGUGACAGGUUAUAGCAACACAGAGAGUGACAGGUUAUAGCAACACAGAGAGUGACCUGGUUAUAGCAACACAGAGAGUGACAGGUUGUAGCAACACAGAUAGUGACAGGUUGUAGCAACACAGAGAGGGACAGGUUGUAGCAACACAGAGUGACAGGUUUGUAGUAACACAGAGUGACAGGUUGUAGCAACACAGAGAGUGAACAGGUUGUAGUAACACAGAGAGGGACAGGUUGUAGCAACACAGAGAGUGACAGGUGUAGUAACACAGGAGUGACAGGUUGUAGCAACACAGAGAGUGACAGGUUAUAGCAACACAGAGAGUGACAGGUUGUAGCAAACACAGAGAGUGACAGGUUAUAGCAACACAGAGAGUGACAGGUUAUAGCAACACAGAGAGUGACAGGUUGUAGCAACACAGAGAGUGACAGGUUGUAGCAACACAGAGAGUGACAGGUUGUAGCAACACAGAGAGUGACAGGUUGUAGCAACACAGAGAGUGACAGGUUGUAGUAACACAGAGAGUGGACAGGUUGUAGCAACACAGAGAGUGACAGGUUGUAGCAACACAGAGAGUACGGUUAGCACACGAGGUGAGCAGGUAUAACACAGAGAGUGACAGGUUGUAGCAACACAGAGAGUGACAGGUUGUAGAACACAGAGAGUGACAGGUUAUAGCAACACAGAGAGUGACAGGUUUAGUAACACAGAGAGUGACAGGUUAGUAGCAACCACAGGAGAGGGACAGGUUGUAGCAACACAGAGAGGUGACAGGUUGUAGCAACACAGAGAGUGACAGGUUGUAGCAACACAGAGAGUGACAGGUUGUAGCAACCAGAGAGUGACAGGUUGUAGCAACACAGAGAGUGACAGGUUUGUAGCAAACAAGAGAGGAAGGUUGUAGCAACACAGAGAGUGACAGGUUGUAGCAACCCAGAGAGGGACAGGUUGUAGUAACACAGAGAGGGACAGGUUGUAGCAACACAGAGAGGGACAGGUUGUAGUAACACAGAGAGUGACAGGUUAUAGUAACACAGAGAGGACAGGUUGUAGCAACACAGAGAGUGACAGGUUAUAGCAACACAGAGAGUGACAGGUUAUAGCAACACAGAGAGUGACAGGUUGUAGUAACACAGAGAGUGACAGGUUGUAGCAACACAGAGAGGGAGAGGUUGUAGUAACACAGAGAGGGACAGGUUGUAGCAACACAGAGAGUGACAGGUUGUAGUAACACAGAGAGGGACAGGUUGUAGCAACGCAGAGAGUGACAGGUUGUAGUAACACAGAGAGGGAAAGGUUGUAGUAACACAGAGAGGGACAGGUUGUAGUAACACAGAGAGGGACAGGUUAUAGUAACACAGAGAGGGACAGGUUGUAGCAACACAGAGAGUGACAGGUUAUAGCAACACAGAGAGUGACAGGUUAUAGCAACACAGAUAGUGACAGGUUGUAGCAACACAGAGAGGGACAGGUUGUAGUAACACAGAGAGUGACAGGUUGUAGUAACACAGAGAGGGACAGGUUGUAGCAACACAGAGAGGGACAGGUUAUAGCAACACAGAGAGGGAGAGGUUGUAGUAACACAGAGAGGGAGAGGUUGUAGUAACACAGAGAGGGACAGGUUGUAGUAACACAGAGAGUGACAGGUUGUAGUAACACAGAGAGGGACAGGUUGUAGUAACACAGAGAGUGACAGGUUGUAGCAACACAGAGAGGGAGAGGUUGUAGUAACACAGAGAGGGACAGGUUGUAGCAACACAGAGAGGGACAGGUUAUAGCAACACAGAGAGGGACAGGUUAUAGCAACACAGAGAGGGAGAGGUUGUAGCAACACAGAGAGGGAGAGGUUGUAGUAACACAGAGAGUGACAGGUUGUAGCAACACAGAGAGGGAGAGGUUGUAGUAACACAGAGAGGGAGAGUAUUGUUUGUAUUCUUUAGUUCUUUAGUAUUUUACAUUUGUGUGACUGUCAUUUUCUGUUAGUGUACCAGUGUUUUGUUACUUGUCAUGUUUUGUGUUUGUGGACCCCAGGAAGAGUAGCUGCUGCUUGUUCUAGAUGGGACUGGACUGAACUCACACAGGCUCUCAGUGAAUCAUUGUUAUCAUUGUUAUCUAGGGCAAAGCACAUUAAACCUGUAAAACAGGUUUCAAGGGAGAGAGGGCAAUUAUCAUGGUUCACUGAUGUUCUUUAAAAGCUGAGCGAUCCCAUGGCACUUAUCGUAAGAGUAGGGGUGUUAACCCCCGGUGUCCUGGCUAAAUUCCCAAUCUGGCCCUCAUACCAUCAUGGCUACCUAAUCAUCGCCAUUUUACAAUUGGCUCAUUCAUCCCCCCCUCCUCUCCCCUGUAACUAUUCCCCAGGUCGUUGCUGUAAAUGAGAAUGUGUUCUCAGCCAACUUACCUGGUAAAAUAAGGGUUAAAAAGAGUGGAAGGACAUUUGAAUCCAAGGCAAAUUAUUGCACCAGUCACCUGCUGCUGUGUGAAAGAGCCAUGACAUGGGAAAUCAAUGUGACGUUUUGUUUAGAGAAUAAAGAUGUUUUAUUUAUUUUUUAUUUAACCUUUAUUUAACUAGGCAAGAUAUGCAGCUGUGUUACUGUAGACUUCAUCCAACAGAUUUCAGGGGACAGACACUAUUGUGACUCGUGUGACAGAAACACAGGGUGAACCCAGAGGUCGUUGACCUUCUUCGUCUUCGUCUUCUUCUUCUUCUUCUUCUUCUUCUUCUUCUUUCUUUUCUUUUCUUUUCUUUUUCUUUUUCUUCGUCUUCGUCUUCGUCUUUUUCUUCUUCUUUUCUUCUUCUUCUUCUUCUUCUUCUUCUUCUUCUUUGUCUUCGUCUUCUUCUUCUUCUUCUUCUUCUUCCACGCAAACAUUGAACAAGUCUGGCUUUGCAUAGCAACAUCACUCAGAGGUAAUGGUCAGUGAUGUGUCUGUCUAGACCAGGUAUGGGCAACUGGGCAACUGGCCCACGGCCCCCCAUUUAUAGGCCUGUGGAUCUAAAUGUAAAUCGUUACAGCUACUAGUGCUGAGCGAUUUGUGCUUUUUUAGGUUAGUUCGGCUUCGUUUUGAUUAUACAAAAAAUAAUCACGGUUUUCAAUUUCUGUUUCAGGUUUUUUUUUAUACAUUAAAUGCACUAUGCAUUAUGUGGGUUGAAUGCUGUAACGACACAGAAUAAAGUAAUUAAUAAAGUCCCAUGAUGGUAGUGACUGUCCAUUAUGUUUAUUACUUAUUAACCUUCACAUUACUUUACUUUAAUCAAAUAUUUCAGUUGUUGUGUAUAUUACAUUUGUUUUAUUUGAUGACUUUAAUUCCAAGUCAUCAUCAAAUCUCUGCUGCCUAUGCUGUCUGACAAAAUCACUAUUUUUUUCAAAGUAAAUAAGGCAUACUUUUAUAACUGCUGAAUACUAACUAUCAAUGGGCGGAUCACUUUUGUCAAGUCGCCUUUCAAAGUGUGUUGCAUUAUGGGGAUAAAAAUUGUCCGACUUGCGCCUACAUGUCGACUGCAUGAACUUUACAAAAAUCAUGUGAUCAAAGGAACAUUUAGUUUUGACUGCAAGUUUCUACAGUUGCUCUUCACCAGCUUCACCCUGCAGGCUUCGCCAGCAUUAUGGGUAGCUCUAUUGUCAACCCAUCAUUAGGGUGGUUUUGUUUGACCCACAGGAACAUGACCAAAGAUGUCACUCAAACAGGAACCAACUUUGUCGCAAUUCAUGUAUACAGUGGAUAUGUACAAAUGAAUGUGAUAUUUGAGUCUCUCUCUCUCUCUCACCAAUUGAUUGUACUAUACACACACAUAUUUUCAGGUUGUGAGUGUUUGAUAUGGGGUUGGAGACAUGUUUAUUCUGACAUUAAAGAAAUAAAGAAACACUUUUAUAACACUGAGCCUUGCCGUUGGAACACCAUAUCAGUGUCUGUCACAGAUGCACCUCCCCUGACUUCACUCCUAGACCUUUGUCUACAGUUGGUUGCUUUCGCCUUACCACUCAAAGGAGCCCAGUCACUUAGAUCAUGUAUUUUCCAGUAGAGACCGAGAAAAACAAAUUGGUACAAUUUAAGGCCGGGUGGUGGACAAUGGUGCAGGCACCGGGAAUGGGGGUGUGAGCGUGUGGGUCUGGGUAGGUGGGAUGUGGUCGUCGUCUGUGAGUUGUUUGUGUGUAUCGGUUUGUAUCUGGAGUGGGAAAAAAUUUAAUAAAUGGGGGGAGAAAAAAAGGAAUUUAAAUAAUUGAAUUGACAUCAGUCAAUUAGUUGUUUAAUAACCAACAUUUCGGUUAAUCGCUCAGCACUAAUAGUUACCUGUCAAAAAUAGUAAUCAUGAAAACGUUACUUUUGGAUUACCCAGACUCAGUAACGUAAUCUGAUUACUUUCAGAUACUUUUAGAGGACUUUCCCCUUAAGAGGCAUUAGAAUAACAUAAAAAUAUAUAUAUUACCAAUAGAACAACGUCUAAUGCAGGAUAAAUCAAUGUUAGCGUUUACAUAGCUGGCCAUAAAUGGAUGUUGCAUUUUACUUUAUGGGUUAUUUAAGCUUCAUACCUAUUGCUUUCUACUUCAACACAGAUAAUGAUACGAUUAGGCUCCAUCUUCACAUGAAAAACCCAAGUCUGUCAGAUUUCAAGUCAUUCCAAUUCAUUAACUACCCCUUGUUCUUCAAGAAUAGGACUUGGAAAUAUAGAUUAGUCAAGUUGUUUUACCUGAACAUAACCCAAAAACGAAGGACUUAUUAGCCUACUCUGUUAUGUUUAUUCUGUCGUCAUGGAGAUUGGGCUCAUUGUUUUGAGUUUAAAAAAUAAAUGCUGCUCUUAUGGAAUGACAUGCUUUGAGCACUAUCGAGAAGUGCUAUUUGCAUGUGAAAAAAUGUAUGCCAUAUGCUGCAUUUGCUAUAGGCCUUUUGUUUAAGUUUUUGUUGGUGACACUUUGAUAUCUCAAUUAUUUGCAGCUGUUUAGGUCUAUCAAAAGUGUGCAAGUUAGAGCAUGUAUCCGUUAGGCCUAUGGACUUUUUUUUGAACCAGCACAAAUUAGAUUACGCAAUAAAAGCCUCACUCGUGGUCUUCUUAAAUUAAAACUAGUUUUUGACAGUAUGUAUGGAGCACAAAACCACGGAGGAGUUUAGAAAGAGAGGAACUCCCUCAAACUUCUGUUCCAUUGGCUGAGAUCUGCACUAUGCAGCUGUUGCAAGAGCACAUUUUCACUGGCUGUCAACUGGUCGCGAUAACAAUGAUUUAUAUGCAGCUUAAACUUCAAUUUGUCACGAUCGUUGGUUAGAGAGGACCAAGGCGCAGCGUGUUGAGCGAACAUACUUUAAUAGUAAAGUGCAAACACGAAUACAAAACAAUAAACGAUACGUAACGUCCUCAGACAAUGACUGACAAGGAACAAAAACCCACAAACACAAGGUGAAAACAGACAUUAUAAAUAUGGCUCCCAAUCAGAGACAACGAGCCAAACAGCUGACACUCGUUACCUCUGAUUGGGAGUCACUCAUCCAAACAAAGAAAUACAACCACAUAGAACAACCCAACCAAACAGAACACAACGAAACGAACACACCCUGGCUCAACAUACAAAGUCCCGGAGCCAGAGCGUGACACAAUUCAACCAUUAUUGGGUUAAAAUACACCUACUGUAUACAUUUGUGAACAGCCAUCUACAACAACCUCGAGUAAGGUGUAAAUAAAUGAGGGAGCAGCAGGAUUCACAUCAUUGAUAUGGAGAUAUCAAUAAUAGUCAAAGUGAUAUCUAACGCCUCUAGGCUACACCAUUGUGUAAUGAAAACUCAGGGAGAAAAAGGUGUAGAUUCACGCAGAGCGCGGCAGGAAUCGUGGUCACAGGCAGGCAAUGGUCAUACACAGGAAGGCAAAUCAAAACUAGGACUGAAGACUAUUACUGGUUCUCACAAACAAGCUAUGAAAAGGCUUAGUAGAGUCAAAACGAACAAUACCUCACAAGGCACAAACAGAAAGAACUGAACUAAAUAAGGAGCUGAUGAGACCAGGUGAGUAACUAACACAGGUGAAAUCAAUGAACAAAAAUGAAAGACAGGGCUACGUUCAAGAACACAAGAUUGACUAAGAAAAUACAAAACCUUACAGUACCCCCCCCCCCCCCAGGGAGGCUCCUGACAACCCAACGGCACCGGAGGGUGGAGUUGGCGUUUGGGGGAGCAGAGGCGGCCGCCUACCUCGGGGGCGAGGUCCGGCAGGCUGGUUCGACACGGUCGUGGACUGACCUGAUGUUCUGCGUCGAGGCUGAUGUCCAGUGGGUCUGUUCGGGGGUCGACCCCGAGGACGGUUAUAAUAAUAAUAAUAUGCCAUUUAGCAGACGCUUUUAUCCAAAGCGACUUACAGUCAUGCGUGCAUACAUUUUUGUGUAUGGGUGGUCCCGGGGAUCGAACCCACUACCUUGGCGUUACAAGCGCCGUGCUCUACCAGCUGAGCUACAGAGGACCAUGGUGGAAUGCCUGAAUUAUCUCUGGGCCGUGGAUGUCCUGGUCAGGGAUCCUAGACCGGUCUUCAGGCCCAUAACCUUCCCAGUCCACUAGAUAGUGGAUGCGACCGUUCAGGCGUUUGGAAUCAAGGAUGGCCUGAAUGGCGUAGGCAGGUUCCCCUCCGAUGUCCAACGGUGGGGGCACACUGCGGGUUGAGACUGGAGGAUGAAGAGGACUGUAGGUGACUGGUUUUAACAGAGACACAUGGAAGGACAAGGAGAUUUUAUGCUGACGGGGUAAUUGGGGGCGGUACGUGACAGGGUUGAUGCGAUGGGUUAUCUUGAAGGGACCAAUGAAGCGAGGACAGAACUUUGCAGGGGAGGCGGAGCCGGAUGUCUCUGGUAGAGAGCCACACACGCUGUCCGGGGUGAAAGAGUGGCGUAGGUCGGCGGCGUCUGUCGGCAAAGCGUUUCUGGGGGUUGGUAACCAAGGACACACUGAAACGGAGUAAGGCGGAGGGAUGAAGGCAUGAGUGAGUUCUGAGCGUAUUCGGCCCAGGCCAUAUACCAACUCCAGUCGUGUGGAGAGGCAGAACAUUGUUGGCGGAGGUACUUCCCUAUUUCUUGGUUCAGGCGUUCCGUCUGCCCAUUGGUCUGGGGAUGGAACCCGGAGGAGAGGCUGAGGGCGACCCCCAGUCGGUCACAGAAGGCUCGCCACACCCGGGAGACAAACUGGGGCCCGCAGUCAGAGACGAUGUCCUCCGGAAUCCCAUACAGACGGAACACCUGCUGGAACAUACACUCAGCCAAUUCCAUGGUGUUUGGUAAAUGAGGAAGAGGAACCAGACGACACAUUUUUGAAAAACGGUCUACUAUGACAAGGAUGGUGGUGUUACCAGAGGAUUCAGGAAGGUCUGUGAUGAAGUCAACAGCUAUGUGGGACCAGGGUCUGUGAGGGAUUGGCAAAGGUUGAAGCUUACCGGAAGGGAGAUGACGAGGGCUUUUGUUUUGGGCGCAGACUGGACAGGAGAGUACGUAAUCCCUUACGUCGGAUGCCAGUGAGGACCACCAGAAUUUACGGGCUAGAAGUUUGGUGGUUCGUGUAAUGCCCGGAUGUCCUAACCCCAAGGAUGUGUGACACCAUUGCAUCAGUUGGGGUCUAACAGCUGCUGGUACGUAACUCUUCCCAGCUGGUGUCUCAGGAGGAGCUGGGUUUGAGGUUAGGGCUAUUUGUAUGGCAGAGUGAACCUCCCACAGUACCGGUCCCAUAAUGCAAGAGGAAGGAAGAAUGGGUGUAGGGUCUAAGUUACUGGUCGGAAGGUCAAACUGGCGGGAGAGAGCAUCAGCUUUUACGUUGAUCUUUCCAGGGAUGUAAGUAACAUGAAAAUGGAAGCAUGUGAAGAAGAGAGCCCAGCAGGCUUGUCUGGAGUUUAACCUCAUGGCCCCUCUGAUAUAUUCCAGAUUACGAUGAUCUGUUAGGAUGAGAAAGGGAUGUUGUGCGCCAUCCAACCAGUGGCGCCACUCCUCGAGGGCCAGCUUGAUGGCGAGGAGUUCUCUGUUCCCCACAUCGUAAUUCCUCUCAGCGGAGGAUAACUUCCCGGAGAAGAAGGCACAGCGAUGUGAUUUUGGAGGUGUUCACACCCACUGAGAGAGUAUGGCUCCUACACCUACUUCGGAGGCAUCCACCUCCAGGGUGAUAGGAAGGGUCGGAUCAGGUUGGCGAAGGACAGGAGCUGAGGUAAAGAGGCGUUUCAAGGUGUUGAAAGCAGUCAGUGCGGUAUCAGUCCAUUGAAGGGUCCUUUGGCUGGUAAGGGCAGUGAGGGGAGUGGCAGUAGAACUGAAGUUCCGAAUUAACCGGCGAUAGAAGUUGGAGAACCCAAUGAAACGUUGGAGUUCCUUAAGGAUGGUGGGUUUGGGCCAGUUACUGACGGCGGUGACUUUGUUCUCAUCCAUGCUGACCCCUCCAGGUGUCAGUACGAAACCGAGGAAGUUUACCGAGGUACAUGGAAGGUGCUCUUUUCAGUCUUCACAUAAAAGUUAUGGUCAAGGAGCCGUUGAAGAACCCUUUGUACAUGCUGUAUGUGUUCCUUCAGGGAGUGGGAGUAAAUCAGGAUGUCAUCAAUGUAGACGAUGAGAAAGCGGUUGAUCACAUCAUGGAAAACCUAGUUCCUAAAGGAUUGGAAGACGGCGGGGCGUUAGUAAGGCCGUAGGGCAUGACCAGGUAUUCGUAGUGCCCUCGUGCGGUGAUAAAGGCUGUCUUCCAUUCGUCACCUUCACGUAUACGGACAAGGUUAUAUGCACUUCGCAGGUCAAGUUUUGUAUAGAUGUUGGCGCGGCCCACUUGUUCAAGGGUCACUGGGAUCAGAGGAAGAGGGAAACGGUUCUUGACCGUGACGUCAUUCAGGGAACGGUAAUCAAUACAUGAACGGAGACCACCGUCCUUUUUUCCAAUGAAGAAGAAGCUGGACGCAGCCGGGGAAGAAGAAGGACGACGAAUGAAACCGUUUGCGUGUUUCACCAAUGUCGUUCUCCAUUGCCUCAUUUUCCGGGAUAGAUAGGGGGUAAACACGGCCCUUCGGUGGGGACACUCCAGGGAGUAAGUCAAUAGCACAGUCCCCUGGGCGAUGUGGUGGCAGAGUGGAGGCUUUGAUUUUGCUGAAGACAUUGCUGUACUGGGCGUAUUCAGAUGGUAUAGUGGGUGGCACUGCAGAGGCAGAGUCCUCAAUGGUGGUGGCUCUGCAGGGUAGGCUGAGACAACUGGUGAAGCAGGUAGAAGACCAGGACAGUAGUUCAGAAUUGGGCUGCCUGUCUAAAUGCAGCCGUUGUGUAUUGACCAUUCAGAGCUGAUUGUGUUCUGUGGGUGUUACUGAGUAGGCUGAUAACCCAUUUCAUGGAUGCACAGUCCAUAGGUUAGGCUGUAAAGUGCAACUUGAAUAUUCAAUAUGCACAAUAUGCUGACUGGGAAGUGAUUUCCUAACAGUCAAAGUCCUGCAAUAAGAGCAUUACAGUGCAACCAUUUUACCCUCAUAUAAACCUUAAGUAUUUUGCUGUGUGACCUGGAAUUUUGAUAUUAGGACCACCAGUGCGCUAGAUAAAUUACGGAUUUUAGCUUUAUAACCUGAAAUAUUUUUCAUGUGCUCCUAAAGUUAUUUGUGUGCGCCUACAUUUUUCACCUUAAGCACACGUGCUCCUUUUAAAAAAGGUCCGCUUUAGAGCCCUGAAGAGCUAAGACAAGGGGUUGGAACCUCAUUUAUUUUCCAGUCGUUUCGUUCUGAAUAGAACCAUAAUUUUCCCCCAAAAAGUACAGGUUUAUAUCAUUCCUUUAUGUUCCUUUUUAAACCUCUGAAAUCACUUUUUUUUUUACAUUUAGGUCGACAUUAAAUGACUUCACCAAUCAGUGGAUAGAGCAGCUUGCUAUAUGGAGCGGGCAAGCUAUAGCCUAGUUGUUUACGUGUGCGAUGGACAGAGUGUAGGGCGCGAGAUGUGACUGACAUUUUGCUGGUGGGGAGAGAGGGUGGAGGAGGAGGCUUGGCUUGAAGCGCUGGGUAUCUUGUUAUGACAUGCCUUAUCUGAAUUAGGCCCCACAGAAUUAUACCUAGUGCGGCUUCUAUCGAGGAACUUUUAAUGUCUUUGAAAUUCAGAGAUUUGGCUUAAUGUUGGACCAUGUUUUGUUGUGUUACAGCCUGAAUUCAAAAUGGAUAAAAAAAAAAAAAAGUCUCACCCAUCUACACACAAGACCCCAUAAUGACAAGGUGAAAACAUGUUUUUAGAAAUUCUUGCAGAUUAUUGAAAAUGAAAUACAGAAAUAUCUAAUUUACAUAAGGCUUCACACCCCUGAGUCAAUACAUGUUAGAAUCACCUUUGGCAGUAAUUACAGCUGUGAGUCUUUCUGGGUAAGUCUCGAAGAGCUUUCCACACCUGGAUUGUGCAACAUUUGCCCAUUAUUAUUUUCAAAAUUCUUCAAGCUCAAAUUAGUUGUUGAUCAUUGCUAGACAACCAUUUUCAGGUCUUGCCAUACAUUGUCAAGUAGAUUUAAGUCAAAAUGGUAACUCCGCCACUCAAGAACAUUCACUGUCUUCUUGGUAAGCAACUCCAGUGUAGAUUUGGCCUUGUGUUUUAGGUGAUUGUCCUGCUGAAAGGUGAUUUCAUCUCCCAGUGUCUGGUGGAAAGCAGACUGAACCAGGUUUUCCUCUAGGAUUUUGCCUGUGCUUAGCUCUAUUGCAUUUAUUUUUUAUCCUGAAAAACUCCCCAGUCCUUAACGAUUACAAGCAUACCCAUAACAUGAUGCAGCCACUACUAUGCUUGAAAAUAUGGAGAGUGGUACUCAGUAAUGUGUUGUAUUGGAUUUUCCCCAAACAUAACACUUUGUAUUCAGGAUAAAAAGUGAAUUGCUUUGCAACACUUUUUGCAGUAUUACUUUGGUGCCUUGUUGCAAACAGGAUGCAUGCUUUGGAAUACUUCGAUUUUGUACAGGCUUCCUUCUUUUCAUUCUGUCGAUUAGGUUAGUAUUGUGGAGUAACUACAAUGUUGUUGAUCCAUCCUCAGUUUUCUCCUAUCACAGCCAUUCAACUCUGUAACUGUUUUAAAGUCACCAUUGGCCUCAUGGUAAAAUCCCUGAGCGGUUUCCUUCCUCUCCGGCAACUGAGUUAGGAAGGACGCCUUUAUCUUUGUAGUGACAGGGUGUAUUUAUACACCAUCCAAAGUGUAAUUAAUAACUUCACCAUGCUCAAAGGGAUAUUCAAUGUCUGCUUUUUUUAUUUUUAUUUUUAUUUUUUUAUCCAUCUACCAAUAGGUGCCCCUUCUUUGUGAGGUAUUGGAAAACCUCCCUGGUCUUUGUGGUUGAAUCUGUGUUUGUAAUUCACUCGUCAACUGAGGGACCUUACAGAUAAUAGCAUUUGUGGGGUACAGAGAUGAGGUAGUCAUUCAAAAAUCAUGUUAAACACUAUUAUUGCAAUAUAGGGAAUAGCAUGCCAUUUGGGACACAGCCAGUGACUGACCGCUGCUGUCAGCUGGCCACUUAAUCACCUUAGCUAGAGUAUUAGAUAGGCUGCUUAGCGUCCCCUCCUCUCCCUUCUAGGUCAGUACUUCUGGGUCAGUACUUCUGGGUCAGUACUGAACAGUGCUGCUACUGUAAGAGGGAGGUCUGAUGUAAGGUUUUGGCACACAGUGGAAGGAAGCCUCAGGCAAGCGACUGGCUGCUUUUAAUCUCUUAAAGGACCCUUCAAGCUGGAAUCCUUCAUGGUGAAACAGCCACGUCUGUUUGCAAUAUUACAACAACAAAGAAGUUACUGCAAACAACCAACACUGUUUUUUCCCCUCUGAUCAUUGCACAAGCGAUAGAAGAGCACAAGAUGUGCAGCAAUUGUUUUUAUCGCGAUGCUGCUCAGCUUGGCAACAAAAACAAUAACAAUGGUGGUGGGGCGGCCAUUGGUGCGGAUUCCCAUCUUUAAUGGAGGCUAGUUAUAGUCUGUUGUCAUGGUGACACCACCAGCCCUGCCCUGCUCAUUGGCUGAAACCCGGAGUGAGGAAUAAAUGCAAUGUCCGGGUAUAUAAAGAGAGAUGGAAACCAGGAUGUCAGCCAAUUCUAAUUGAAGACAGUCCGUUCAGGAAGUAAACUAAAAUUACAAUUCAAUCAUCGAAAAAAUGACAUUUAUUUUCAAUGACUUCGCAAUAAAUUGAAAAGUAGAAGCUAUUUAUUUCAAAAGGUUUUACAUUUCUGAAUGUAAAAUUCAAAUCACUUCCUGAAUGGACUGCCUUCAAUUUAAAUUAGGCCCAACCCCUGAUGGAAACGAAUACUAUACAGUCACACAGUCGCAGCCAGGGUUGACCGAGUCAGGGUGCGUCCCAAAUGCCACACUAUUCCCUCUUUUGUGCACUACUUUUGACCAGAGCCCAUAAGUAGUCAACUAAAUAUGGAAAAGGGGGCUAUUUUGGACGCAACCAGUGCCUUUCGUUGUCUUCUCAUGAAUGAAAAGGGGACUUGGGGUCAUUUCCUGUUUGUUUGCUAGUAGUUAUCUGUUGAUAAUGUUUUUAGUUGUGGAGGAAAAAGAUGCUCUGUGUUUCUCAAAUAGACAUGUCCCUCAGAUGUUACAUGUUGAAUAACAGCACACACACACACACACACACACACACACACACACACACACACACACAUACACUCACACAAACACACACACAAACACACACUCACUCACUCACUCACUCACACACACACACACACACAUGCACGAACACACACACACUCACACACACACAAACACACAAACACACAUGCACGAACACACACACGAACACACACACAAACACACAAACACAUACACACUCACUCACUCACACACACACACAUACAUGCACAAACACACACACACACACACACACAAACACACAAACACAUACACAUACACACUCACACACAAACACACACACACACACACACACACACACACACACACACACAAACACACAAACACACACACAAACACACACCCAAUCACCAUCAGCUGUAAUCUACAACCAUAGCUAUUAUUCACACCCACUCUCUCCUCUCUCGUUAAUAAUAAUAAUAAUAAUUCUCUCCUCUCUCUUUCUCUCUCCUCUCUCUCCUCUCUCUUUCUCUCUCCCCCUUCUCUUUCACCUCUCAGCCAGGAACUUCAAUGUCAACAAAUCAGAGGCCAUGCUGAGAAAGGUAACCCUCCCAGUCUACCCCGCUCCUCUCCUAUGUUAUUUUAAUUGAAACACGUAGCUAUAUGACUAUUGUAUAUCUGUUGUAUAUUUUCAUUGGUACCAUUAGACUAGCCCUAGUGUGACCAAUGGUUUGUCCAGCCAGUCUCACACAAGUCAUCUGAAAUAAUGUGGGGGAAAGCCCAUGGAAAAUAUCAGGGAUUUGUGUCACUUAAAAGUGCUGCUUACAAAAUGGCAUUUAGCCUAAUCCGUAACGUUCAUCCGAUUUAAACAAUUCAGCCAAGCCCACUGUACCAUUAUGUCAUGUGGUAUUUGAUAUCCCUUUCAUGCUGAUGGGGGUAUUUAUGCAGGUAUUAGUCACUCUGGCAGUCUAAACCUACUGAUCCAUUUAACUCACUAUGCUCACUGUCCUCCUGACACACACAAACCUGUGUCUGUGUGAGCGUGUGUGUAAGAGAGAGGGACAGAGGAGGGGAGAGAAGGGUGCAAAGGACAUGCCAUUACAUGUAAAAAACGAUUUGGGCCACUCAUGUUCUAUCGUGUUUUAUUUCAGCACCUUGACUUCAGGAAACACAUGAAAGCAGACACAAUCACCACAGAAUGGCAGCCUCCAGAGGUACCAAUCUCUUGUAACCCUCAUUCAACUGACUUAUUACCACAUUCCUAAAAUACCAUGUAGGCCUAAAUACUGAAAUAUUUGACUGUAUAAUAGUGCAUUACCAUGGUUUUAAUAUUGUGUUAACAUGGUAUUAAUAGUGCGUUACCAUGGUAUUAAUAGUGCGUUACCAUGGUAUUAAUAGUGCGUUACCAUGGUAUUAAUAGUGCGUUACCAUUGUAAUAAUAGUGCGUUACCAUGGUAUUAAUAUUGCGUUACCAUGGUAUUAAUAAUGUGUUAUCAUGGCAAUUGCAGUGUGUUACCAUGGUAUUUGUGUCCAGGUGAUAGAGAAGUACCUGUCAGGUGGGAUGUGUGGGUACGACCGUGAGGGAAGCCCCAUCUGGUGGGAUGUCAUCGGCCCCGUGGACCCCAAGGGACUCUUCCUCUCAGCGUCUAAACAGGACUUCAUCAAGUCUAAGAUCAGAGACUGUGAGAUUCUGCAGAAGGAGUGUGAGCUGCAGUCUGAGCGGGUAUGAGAGGGUUUCAUUCAUAUGUGGAGGGCCUGGAGUUGUUCCUGAACAUACAGUAUGCCCUGAUCAGGACAAACUCCUGGCACUAACCUUACUGAGAUUAGAUACAAACUCCUGGCACUAACCUUACUGAGAUUAGAUACAAACUCCUGGCACUAACCUUACUGAGAUUAGAUACCACUAAUGAAGUGUUCCUGUCUAGAAUCUUUGUCAUCCAGAUAUGAGAUGAUUUGAUUUGAGAUGAUACUUUGAUACUCUCUCCAUUGCGCUCUCUUUCAAUCUCUCUUUCUCUCUCUCUCCUCUCUCUCCUUCCAUCUUUCUCUCUCUUCAUUUGUCUAUGUCUCUCUCUCUCUCUCUCUCUCUCUCUCUCUCUCUCCUUCCAUCUCUCUCUCUCUCUUCCUUUGUCUAUGUCUCUCUCUCUCUCUCUCCUUCCAUCUCUCUCUCUCUCCUUUGUCUAUGUCUCUCUCUCUCUCUCCUUUCAUCUCUCUCUCUCUCCUUUGUCUAUGUCUCUCUCUCUCUCUCUCCUUCCAUCUCUCUCUCUCCGUUGUCUAUGUUUCUCUCUCUGCUGUAGUUGGGGAGACAUGUAGAAGCCAUCACUAUGAUCUAUGACUGUGAUGGUCUGGGUCUCAAACAUUUGUGGAAGCCUGCCAUCGAGACUUACGGAGAGGUACACGCACGCACGCACGCACACACACACACACACACACACACACACACACACACACACACACACACACACACACACACACACACACACACACACACACACACACACACACACACACACACACACACACUGUUCUGCUGAAUCCAGAGUGGGAAUGUGAUGUGAUGAUACUGUGUGAUCAUUGUGUUGUUGUUGUACCUCUACAGAUCCUGACCAUGUUUGAAGACAACUACCCAGAGGGCCUCAAGAGACUGUUUGUCAUCAAAGGUAAGUUUCAUCACCACUAGCACAGGGGUUUUCAAACCUCUCCUCGGGGACCCCCAGCCGUUCCAGGUAUUUGAACUAUUUCUAGAGCUGGCAUACCUGAAUCAACUUGUCAACUAAUCAUCAAGCCCUUGAUUAUGUGACUCGGGUGAGAAAGUUCAGGGCUACAACAAAAUUCUGAAACGUCUUAGUAUCACUGUGGUAAACCUACCUGUGUUGUGUGUCUCACAUCUCUUAAACCUGUAUUAGACACCAGUGUAUCGCACCAUACUGUCGUUUACAUGGCCUUUUCUCUUCUCCACCUCUCCUCAGCCCCCAAGCUCUUCCCUGUGGCUUACAACCUCAUCAAGCACUUCCUGAGUGAGAUCACCCGCAACAAGAUCAUCAUCCUGGGGGGUGAGACACUUCCUUAUCGGAAUGUUUCCAUAAAUAUAUACUGUUCUAGAAUGCUGAGUAUAGAAUUGUCAGCUCUAUCUAUUACAUUUCUAUUAGCAACACUCCAUAGGUUGUGAAUACAUACAGUAUGUACAGUGCUAUGAAAAAGUAUUUUCCCCCUUUCUAAUUUUCUCUACUUUUGCAUAUUUGUGAUACUGAAUGUUAUCAGAUCUUCAACCAAAACCUAAUAUUAUAUAUAUAAAGUAUAAUUGAGAUGUUGUGGCAGGACUUGAAACGAGCAAUUCAUGCUUGAAAAACCACACGUCACUGAGUUAAAGCAGUUCUGCAUGGAAGAGUGGGCCAAAAUUCCUCCACAGCGACGGGAGAGACUGAUCAACAACUACAGGAAGCAUUUGGUUGUAGUCAUUGCAGCUAAAGGUGGCACAACCAGUUAUUGAGUGUAAGGGGGCAAUUACUUUUUCACACAGGGGAAUUGGGUGUUGCAUAACUUUGUUUAUGAAAUAAAUAUGUCAUUGUUGUGUUAUUUGUUCACUUAUGUUCCCUUUAUCUAAUAUUAGGUUUUGGUUGAAGAUCUGAUAACAUUCAGUAUCACAAAUAUGCAAAAGUAGAGAAAAUUAGAAAGGGGGCAAAUACGUUUUCAUAGCACUGUAUAUGGUUGCAGCGUCCUGAACUCUACCCAGCUUAACCCUACAUGUAGAUGAAGGUUAUGAAUGUACUAACUGUUAGCCUCUCUGGAUAAGCUUCUGCUAAAUGACUGAAAUGUAAAAUGGUAACAUCAUUCUCUCUCUCUCUCCUCACCCGUGUGUUGUGCAGCCAACUGGCAGGAGGUGUUGAUGAACUACAUAGACCCGGAGCAGCUUCCUGCCGCGUACGGAGGGAAACUCACCGACCCUGACGGGGACCCUCGCUGUAGGAACAAGGUGAGCUCACACCACCAGGAAGUGGGACGCUUUUUUAAUGAGGGGGUCAUGACCCCCGUUCUCAUGUUGCCACAGCUGAAAUGAUAGGCUGGAGAGUUCAAUGCUGUACUCAUUGCUGCUCUUAAGUCGUUUUUUUUGCGCUUUUUGUUUUUCGUACAUGGCGACUACAUUUCUGACUAGCAGUUUCAGCAUUUAGUAGUUUCUCCACACCUGCCUUAGUAGGAAGGACUCCAAAUGCAGCAUACUAGACACCAGGCGGUGAGAUGAGAGCAGCUUUGCUUUGCUGCCUGUGACCGACCACAAGAUGCAGGAGGUAGGACUACUGUUCCUAAGCAACAUGCUGCUGCCAGUGGGGCUAGAUGAGGAGUCUCUGCCGGACAGUUGAACUCCUUAUGGGUGAUCCGAUGAGAUUGUGGACUGUACAGCAUCAAGAAACGAUUUACAACCAGCCUUGACAGGCUCUUAAUUCCUUCUGGUCACUGAGAUGUUAAAAGAGCUCCAGAUGGUUUCCUCCUGGUCUGCUUCAACAGGUAUAGUCCGAUGGUGAUUAGGUAUUUCUGUUAGACAAUGUCGCUAUCGUGGAUCUCCUUCUUCUUGCUCUACAGUUCAGUCCUGCCUUUUCACCUAGGACCUCGCUGCUGGCCACCACCCCCAAUGGCCCUCUAGUCAUCUUCAUGCCAAUAGAUGCAGUUGUUAGUCUGGUCUAG